Wasmannia auropunctata (little fire ant) is the source of this 3635-nucleotide messenger RNA. RefSeq names its product serine/threonine-protein kinase ULK2 (gene Atg1). The coding region runs from base 596 to 3037 and encodes 813 amino acids. The transcript has 14 exons. Lineage: Eukaryota; Metazoa; Arthropoda; Insecta; Hymenoptera; Formicidae. The record is from RefSeq and is a predicted model, not a curated record. Gene Ontology annotation, biological process: peptidyl-serine phosphorylation; autophagosome organization; axon extension. Gene Ontology annotation, molecular function: protein serine/threonine kinase activity; ATP binding. Gene Ontology annotation, cellular component: autophagosome; cytoplasm.
GAACUAUGAGGAUCUGAAUGAACGUCCAAACUCUCGCCUGAGGAAUUCUCUAUUCCUCGAGCGACGUCACUCGCGCGCAGGCGAUCGUCGCGCCAUUCGCGACGAUGUCCGACGUCCCGUCGCUCCCACGACGACGACGACGACGGUCGGGCAAUUGCGUCAACGUCGACGGCCGAGGUGGAGCGUGCGGCGCGUCGUAAACGCAUCGGCGGAGAGUGCGUGUCUCCUCUCCGCGGCGUGUCCCGUGUUUUCUUCGGACGUGCCUUUCCCGACGUGCGUUUCCCAUCUGCUCCGCGCCGCUCACCCUCCGCGACUCCGCCCUCCGCAUCGCGUUGCCUCUGGGGGUGGCUGCUAAUUCGUCGACGCCACGAUUGAGGACGGUCGGUCCCGCGGACGCGAUGACGGACGGGAUGUAGAACCCUGCGGGGGCUGCUGCGUGACAACGUCGUGACAUUUUGGAGCAGACGACAGCGGAGCGACGUAUCGAUCCCCGAUCGCGGGCGAUGCGUCCUCGUGUUGUUGGUAAACCGCGGACUUCAGUAACACGUCGGUAAAGAUCGCCCGUCGGACGAGAGAGAGAGAGAGAGAGAAAGAGAUGGAGAUCCUCGGCGAUUACGAGUACAAUCCUAAGGACCUGAUCGGCACUGGCGCCUUCGCCGUGGUCUUCAGAGGCAGACAUCGCAAAAAACCAAAUCUGGUAGUAGCUAUCAAGAGUAUCACAAAGAAGACUUUGGCCAAGUCGCAAGAUUUACUGAAAAAGGAGAUCAAAAUCUUAAAGGCAUUAACUAAACUACAUCAUGAGAAUGUUGUUGCAUUGUACGAUUGUAAGAUCUUCUCGUUUCAGGAAUCUAAUCAUAAUGUCUUCCUGGUUAUGGAAUAUUGCAACGGUGGAGAUUUGGGAGAUUAUUUAAAUGCGAAAGGUACUCUUUCCGAGGACACCAUCAGGCUGUUCCUCAAGCAAUUGGUUCGCGCGAUGAAGGUACUGCACGCUAAAGGGAUAGUCCACAGAGAUCUGAAGCCACAGAAUAUCCUAUUGAAUCACAACUGUGGCAAAGCCUGUCCACAGCCACAUGAAAUAACAUUGAAAAUAGCGGAUUUUGGUUUCGCUAGGUUCUUGCAGGAAGGCGUGAUGGCUGCGACUUUGUGUGGAUCGCCGAUGUACAUGGCGCCCGAAGUUAUUAUGUCUCUUCAGUACGACGCUAAGGCGGAUUUGUGGUCGGUUGGAACUAUAUUGUACCAAUGUCUCACCGGAAAGGCACCACAUCCCGCAAACAAUCCUCAUGCACUCAAGUCGAUCUACGAGAACACUGUGAAUCUUGUUCCUAGUAUACCGCCUGGAACAUCACCAGAAUUAACGAAUCUCUUGAUGGGCCUGCUGAGGCGCGAAGCGACCGAUCGUAUGGAUUUCGACCAAUUCUUCGGUCACCCGUUCCUCAUGGGUGUCCGAGAAAGUCCGAGUCCAAGUCCCGUGCCUACCGAACUGCCAGCGUCACCGGGGACAAUGGCAAUUCCGAUCGAGGAAGGAACUCCGAUUGUCAACAGAAUGGAACCCGAGACGACGGAAACUCCUUGCUCUAGUCCCGAGGAUGACUUCGUCCUUGUGCCGAGCGACAUCAGUAGUGAUACUGACAAUAAUCCAUCAGUCAAAUAUACCAAACAAGUGAGUAGGGAAGCUGUCAGUCCGCCUCGGCCGUGCUUAUCGAAAUUGGGCGAAUAUACCAGACAGACGAGCAGGGAAGCCAUCAGUCCGCCCAGACCAUGCUACCUACCGAUUUCUGAGCCGAUUCCCGUUCCAUGUCAACGGAACGUAGCGACUCAGCAACAGCCGCAAUCUCCCUCGACGAAUGCUGCCCGUUCCGGCAGCAGCGUCGUGCCCCGCUCACAACCGAUUAGUAUGAAACGCAGCGUUGACUCCAGAAAUCAUCCACCAAGCAUCGGCUCCCUCAGUCCGCCCAGCGUGCAGUUUGUCAUCGGCACUCCGCCCGGUAGAAGGUCCAGGCUUUUGGAAACAAAAAAGCAUGAAAUAAAGCUAAGAUGUAAAGCUAAUUUAUCAACAAUUAGGUUAAGCGAGACUCCACCGCCGCCCAACACAUGGCAGGUCAGCCCUGUGGCGAGGCAUUCGCACACGCCAAGUGGAACCUCACCGUUGCGGCGUUCCACGGGCAAUAACAGCGCAUCGUCGCCGCUGCUCACAGGUCCGCUAGCGGUGCUCGGCUCGCCCACCUCGCGAGCUUUUCAAGACAACAACAAUACUCUUAGGCAUUCGCCUGUCAUACCAUUCGGCACUAGGGCCGUCACUCUUCCGGAAAUAUCUGAAGCCGGCAGUUUCCAAAGUCUCUUUCCGGAUAUACCGCCGACGACAAUCGACGAUCGUCCAUUAACGUUCAUCGCGCCAGAGCUACCGGAGGAGACGCUGAUGGAGCGCGAGCACAACGAGAUCCUGGCCAAGUUGAAUUUCGUCGUGGCAUUGUGCGAAUGCGUAUGCGAGGUCGCCAGAUCCAGGGCUGGCCCGCUCGGCAAUAUCGAGCAACCGGCGCCUCUCGGCAGCAUCGAACAGGCUGGCAAUGCGGCGACCAGGAAGCGUGCCGAGCAGGUCAUCCUUCUGGUACGAGCCCUUCAGUGGCUCAGCUCCGGUCUGAAUCUGGCCACUCAGGAACUCAAAGCUGGACGGCUACAACCAACAACUACUGUGAAAGAUGUUGUCAGUACUAUGAACGAGAAAUUCAAGGUAUGUUUGACGGAAUGCAAGCAGCUAAACAGCGUGGGACUUCUUCGUCAAACAGGGGCCACGGCGGACAAGAUACUGUACAAUCACGCGAUUCAUAUGUGUCAAUCAGCGGCAUUGGACGAGCUGUUCGGAAAAGGCGGCGAAUGUUUCCAGCGAUAUCACACGGCACAGAUAUUACUGCAUUCAUUAGCGCAGCACGUCAGUCACAGCCAGGACCGAGCUCUACUUAUCAAAUACAAAGAGGCGGUAGAAAAGCGACUGUACGUGCUACAACAGCAAGGCUACAUCUACGCAACCGAACCCACGUAGCGCUUGUGAAACAUGGCAGCUGAAUGCGGUGGCGACAGCCGCCUAGAAGAAAUCCCGCCCGAGCAGCCGCCCUUACCAUCGUACUCGAUAUCGCUCUUGUGUAAUAUAUUCUGCCCUAUUCUGUACAAAAGGCGAGAUUGACGCAGAGAUCGCAGCUCGAAGAACGAAGGCGGGAGCUUUCCAAAUUCGCGCGGCUGACACAAUUAACUUUACCGAGGCUAAUUAAUUCGCAAGAAGGCUCCGUAGUUUCCACGCGGAAUAGGAUAGACAGCGAAGAAAACGAAAGUCUCCUGUCCACAUCAUCUGUCCCCCCCCUCCCCCUCAACCAUCCUCCUCCCAGGUUACUUUAUAUGAUUUAUUAAAGCUUAGUACAUUUAAGAUAUUACACUGUAUAAUGUACGUACACGUGGUCGGUUAGCUAAUCUUUAUUUCGUAUAUCGAUCAAUAAACAUGUGUAUACUAACGGCGUUGUGCGUUCAAUGCAAAGGCACGUCUCGUCGAACCCGACGACUGAAGUGGUCCAUAACGACGAUUGUACGAAAGUAAAAGGGUGAAUGAUGGGCAUUCGAUUAUCUCUUUGACUUAAAAAAAAAAAAAA